UGGCCCGCCUUCCCCGUAUAUGCAAAUGAAUUUCUAACCGUAGCGUUCGCUACCAAUCAGCCAGAGGCCCAGCAGCACAAGGCACGAGCGCAGCUGGAGAGAGCGCGCGCGGCAGGGCUUCAUGCAGCUCCUGUUUUGUUGGCCUGUGAAGUCGUCCUUCCAGACCAAGCUACUGCUGUGUUGUGCUCCUCUUUGACAGAUGCUCUGCAAGACGUUUCAGGGGUUCCGUGAAGAUGGUUGUUCCUGGGAGUGCCCCUAUAAUUCAGGCAGACCACAGCCUUGGAAAUGAACUGGGCCGUGUCUCAACAGAGAACUCUGUGAUGGGUCCAGAUGCAGAACCGACGGCUGAUCAGGUGGGCCCUGAACUGGAAGAGGUGCGGAAACUGCAAGAACUUGUGAGGAGACUUGAACUCCAGAAUCAGCAGUUGAGAACUAGAAGCCUCCGAAGUGUGCCCGAGGCAAAAAUGCUGAGCCAAGCUGGCGCUGGAGUGGAUAAUUGCAAUUCCAGGCUCAAUGGGAUGGAAAUGAAUAAUAGCAUCAAUGCACUGAUGGAUAAGCAGGAAUUGCAGAUAGUGGCAGACCUGCACUGUGCAUUGAGUAAAAUGAGGUCAGAAGCAGAUGAGAGCGAUGAGUUCUUGAAUAAGGAUGUAGGGACCACAGUGCAGCAUCACUGUGCAAGUGGUUCUGCGGAAAAGCCAUCCAGCACAAAGUUUGUGAGCAAUACAGAAAUGCAGAACAGUGAUGGUAACACCAACGACUCCUCUAUUUGGGAUUGUGGCAGCACAGUGCUUGUAGAAGAUUUCACCACAGGUGUUGAGCCAGCACUGACAACAAGUGAAGAGAGCAGUAAUGUAGAAGACCCCUUGAACAGGACAACUCUGGAUGAAGUGGAAGUGCUAGAGCUUGAGAAUGGCAGCGAUGAAGAGGACAGCUGGCUGUAUGUCUCUCCAAGAAAGUCAUCAACAGAUGAAAAAGAAUCUCCCCUAAAGUGGUGUAGGCAGGUGUUGGACCACCCAAGUCUUGAGACAGAGGCGGCUUGCCGUACCCUCAUCAACAGACUUGACCAAGCCAGUAGGUGGAAAUCCUUGUAUUGCAGUCCACUGGCGUCUCCAAGUGUGCAUAACUUGAAUGCAGACACAGGGUCCUGUAGCAAUGCACUAAACUCUCCCGGGCACUACAAAUCAACUAACAAACCGCUACUAACUUGUGGCAGCUCAGGUUAUUUGAGCAUGCAUUCAGCGUUGAGCUCUCAGUCUUCUGUUGACAGUGAACUCAGCACUUCAGAUGACUCCAUUUCAAUGGGCUACAAACUGCAAGACUUGACUGACGUGCAGGUUAUGGCUCGCCUACAGGAAGAAAGUCUCCGUCAGGACUGUGCCUCCAGUUCAGCCUCUGUUUCACGCCGCAGCUCCAGUGCCUCUUUGCAUUCCUUGCGCAGGGGCACCUACAGUGACCAAGAUUUUGACACGUACAGUUUGGAAGACGAGGACGAGGACUGCUCCUUUUCCUAUCACAGCAGUCACCGAUACUCACCAUCCCCACUCAGCUCACCAAGAUGCCAAUCCCCAUCCACAAACACAGACUAUGGCAGGGGAACAGGCACCCGGAUCCGACCCCCACGGAGAACAAUGCAAAGUCCCAUGCAGGAUAGGCUGAAAUAUUCUGGGAAUGAAGAGGACCUACGGCACAGCAUGCCUAACCUGGCCAGAACAGGUCUGCGCUCCUUGGAAUCAGUGAGGAACAGCCGCAGCUUGGAAUCAGAUCUACAGGUUCCCGGUAGUCGACUUUCCAGAAUGCAACAGCCAUCAUCCAGUCUGGCUCCAAGUAAGCUCCGCUAUUCCUCCACUGCUGGCCAGUCCCCCUUAACAGUCCGGCAGCCAGUGAAAGCAGGCUCCUGUGCCAACUCUCUCCUAACACCACGGCAGCCAGUUAGAGCUGCUGGUUUUGCCGGUCCUGCUGGCAGAGUCCGAAAGCUACAGUCUUCCACGAUCAAUUCAGGUUCUGCAAGUAGUUGCAGUUCUGUGGCCAGAAGCAGUAGUACGGCCACAAAAAAUGCCCUGACUAAAGGUAGAUCAUCAGUUGGGGGAACAUCCACUCUGAAGAGCAAGCUGACCCAGCCAGCCAGGAGAUUUCCGAAGGCCAAUGUUGUUUCUAUCGAUGACUCUUGGAAAGAUGGGUGUUACUGAGCCAGUCUGAAGAUGCUGAUAAAUAGUAACCUGUUGGUGGGUCGAUAGUGGGGCGAAAGCCCAGCUGGCUGGGCAGAAGGAGGUUCUUAAACUCCAGUCUUCUCCAUCGCCACCACACUUGGACCACCGGUCAUAAUCUUUUUCUGAAUUUAGACCACCUCUUGCCUUUGCUUUGUCUUGAUGGUGGAAAUGGACUGCCUUUUUGUUCUUGCUGUUGAGCCCUGAUGACAGUAGCUUUUGUACUUGGGAGUAUGUAUGGGUGCUUGAUGUCCAUACUUGAAGGCUUGCUCAUGGUGGUCACAAGGAGGGGAGAAGAGCAUGGGAUAGAGCUCCUGUGGCAGUGAAAAGCUUUUGAUUCUGUGGCUUCUUUUGUUUUGUAAAGGGGGCUAGGGAAGUAGGCACAACUAGAAAUGACCCUUCACAACGUCACCUGGAGCAUCCUAACUUCGUUAGGAAACUCAGAGGUUGUUUUUAUUAGUCCUGAAUAGGUGUCUCUUCACGACUUUUAUUAUUGUAGAGGCUGAAACAGGUUUUUAUAAUAAUUGAUAGUACACCUGAGAUUUGUAUCACCUGUCACAAGAGAGUGUCUUAUGCUCAGCAGGAGCAUCACUACCACCACCUUUAAGGCUCUUUUGUGGGCUUGCUUGCAAGGCUGCUGGGUGCCCUGCAGUACCCAUUCGUUCUCUUCCUUAACUUUUAGCUGGGCAAGACUUGCCAUUGGUGUGGGCACCACUUCUGCAAGCUGCAAAUGCAGUUGAAGUGUUUCUCUCCCCCAGUCAUCUUCACCGAAUUGCAGAUGCUAAAAUUCGCCUUUCUGCUUUUGUACAAGUCUUUUCUACUGUCCUUUUUUUGAUGACGGAACUUGGUUUUUAAACUAAAUCAGUGGCUGCAGGAGCUUGCUCCAUGCAAGAAUACAAUCAUACCUGGGAAUGGAAACUGGGCUGCCAGCUCUGCUUCCUGCCACCAAUGUGACUUGAUAUUGUAGUUAAUAAAUGUGAAGGGGCUAGUA
Elgaria multicarinata webbii is the source of this 3195-nucleotide messenger RNA. RefSeq names its product SLAIN motif-containing protein-like. Gene Ontology annotation, cellular component: microtubule plus-end. Lineage: Eukaryota; Metazoa; Chordata; Lepidosauria; Squamata; Anguidae. The record is from RefSeq and is a predicted model, not a curated record. The transcript is spliced from 11 exons. Bases 234 to 2186 code for a protein of 650 amino acids. Gene Ontology annotation, biological process: cytoplasmic microtubule organization; positive regulation of microtubule polymerization; microtubule nucleation.